UCUCUAUCCCCCAUUUAAUUUUCAAAUUGUGAAGUUUUCCUCCUUCUUUGUUUCUUUCUAUUUCCUCUCUUUUUAAUUUAUUCAUCAAUGGCAUCUACCAAACUUAAAAUUCCCACCAUAGACUUUUGCAAUCUAGAGUUAAAACCAAACACUCCACAAUGGGAAUCCACAAAAGUUCAAGUUUUUGAAGCCUUGAAAGAAUUUGGUUGUUUUGAAGCAAUAUAUGAUAAAAUUCCAAAUGAAAUUAGAGAGGCUAUGUUUGAUACUUCAAAAGAAACAUUUGAAUUUCCCACGUCCAAAUUGAUAGAAUAUAGAGAGAAACCCUUUCAUAUCUAUGAAGACCAACUUCCAAAUCUACCACUCUUUGGUAGUGUGGUCUCUGCUGAUUUGCUCCUCCCAAAUAGUGUUGAAACUUUUGCCAAUACCUUUUGGCCUAAUGGAAACCCCAACUUUUGCAAUGUGGCAAAGUCCUUCUACAAGCCAAUUAUGGAAUUGGAUGAAAUGGUGAAAAGGAUGAUUUUGGAGACUCUUGAGCUAGAAAAUUACAUUGAUGAAUUCUUGGAUUCCAAUAUUUCUGUGUUAAGAUUUAUAAAGUAUAAGGCAAAUGAACCAGGAUUACGUGCCCACACAGAUGGUAAUUGCAUUAGCAUAAUCAAACAACAUCAAGUUGGAUUGCAAGUUCUCCACAAAAAUGGAGAGUGGAUUGAGUGCAAUGCUUCACCAAAUUCCUAUGUUGUUUUAGUUGCAGAUGUUAUGAUGGCAUUAUCAAACGGUAGAUUGUCAUCUGCUCACCACAAGAUCGAAGUGACAGGAAAUAAUAAUAGAUUCUCCAUUCAAGUGUUUUCAACAGUAAAACCAGAUUAUAUUGUGAAGGUCCCAAAAGAACUAGUGAAUGAAGAAUAUCCUUUACUCUUCAAGCCUUUUAAAAUGCUUGACUUUUAUAACUAUACUAAGUCAGGUGCUAAAAAUGGACAUGGUCUCAAGAAUUUUUGUGGUCUUUAAAAAUUUAGUAGCUAUGAAAAUCUAUUUAUGUAUUGUUUUGAUAAAUAAAAUGUAUUGUAUAAGUGGUGGAAUAUUAUGAUGUAUUGUGUUGUAUUAUAUUGUACUGUAUCAUUUUAAUGAAUAAAAUAUAUGAGUGAUUGAAUAUUUUUGAA
Molecule: messenger RNA, 1154 nt
Organism: Solanum dulcamara
Lineage: Eukaryota; Viridiplantae; Streptophyta; Magnoliopsida; Solanales; Solanaceae
Product: probable 2-oxoglutarate-dependent dioxygenase AOP1.2
Exons: 3
Coding region: 88-1002 (304 amino acids)
Molecular function (GO): dioxygenase activity
Source: RefSeq, a predicted model, not a curated record